This is a messenger RNA of Cryptomeria japonica (Japanese cedar), 1239 nucleotides long. RefSeq names its product ycf20-like protein. Lineage: Eukaryota; Viridiplantae; Streptophyta; Pinopsida; Cupressales; Cupressaceae. The record is from RefSeq and is a predicted model, not a curated record. The transcript is spliced from 5 exons. The coding region runs from base 535 to 1149 and encodes 204 amino acids.
AUGCUGUUAUCGUCGAAUUCGUUUUCGAGCUGCUGGAGUUUGCGCAAAUUUCCUGUCAGAACUUUAGUGCAUACCGUUUGUGUUUAGCGUACCCAGUACUGGGGAUGGAAAUAAAAACCUUUCUAUUUCAAAAAAAAAAAUGAAAACUAUUUUUUUUUGUUUAAGAGUUAAUUUAAAACAAAAUUAUGGAGCGACAGAUUACCUCCUAAGACAAGUCAAUUAAUCACGAGUGCCGGCCACUCGCUGUUCAUUCACGUAUGAGCUCAUUGGAUCGCUGAUGAACGAUCAAAGGGCGACAAUCAUGGGUGUUCCGCAUUAGUGAAGACAGGCGUACAGGCAUCAUUUGAUUCAGCAAAGCUGGAUUAUAAAUCUAACCUUGUCCUAGAUAAAAGCAACCAGCAUUGUUGAUCCAAUGAAGAUUGACAAAUAACAUAUUGUUGGAUUAAUGGGAACUUUGAAGUGAUUGAGAAUUACAAUCUCUAAUUCAUUCCAAUUUCUAAUCGAUCCGUUUGGCAAGCUGAGGUUUUAAAUAACAUGGCAAUUAAGAUUACCCAAUCAUUAGUGAGAAAUCCUGAUCCUUUACGAUACCCAAGUCCAUCAGUGGCAGAAAGUACUGUUUGUAGCUGGAACUCAAGGAAAGCUAAUUCUACAUGGAAAGGUUUUAUCCAUUUCAGGAUUGCUUCCACACCACCAUUUAGAAAUAAGGGUGACAGUUCAAAGAGAGGAGCUCGCCAGGUAAGUUUUGUUUUAGAUACAGGAGCAAAUUCAGACAGAAAUGAGGGCACAGUCAAUGAAGAUAUUCCCAGAACAGGCCUUGGAAGUACUCGCUUGGGUAGAAUAAUUCAAGCUAGUGGAAGUCGACUCUUAAAUAAAAUUAAUGGAGCCCGAAGCAAUUUUCCAAUGAAAACAUUUCUUCUACUCUUAGGUUAUUAUACAGCAAAUGCUUUGGCUACAAUUAUAGGACAAACAGGUGAUUGGGAUGUUUUGGUUGCUGGUAUUGUAGUUGCUGCAAUUGAGGGCAUUGGUAUACUAAUGUAUAGAAACCCUAUACCUAUACGCAAACUACAGUCUUUAGUGGUUAUGGUAAACUUCUGGAAAGCAGGAGUCUGCUUGGGCCUUUUUGUGGAUGCCUUUAAACUUGGGAGCUAAAUGGUGUUACAUAGGUGGUCAAAAUUGAUUCAUUCAAUAGUUCCAAUUCCGAAUUCAUGCUUCGAUAAUAUCAUAGUUUUUUUUUCUUUC